This is a messenger RNA of Camelina sativa (false flax), 863 nucleotides long. The record is from RefSeq and is a predicted model, not a curated record. NCBI's taxonomy places the organism in Eukaryota, Viridiplantae, Streptophyta, Magnoliopsida, Brassicales, Brassicaceae.
ACGUCUUUUCUGCAACAAUGUCUUUUGGUGAUCAUCAUGUAGUCCCUCUAUUUUGGUGCAACAAUAAAGAAUUUGAUACUAACGAUGGUGGGUGCUGCGACAUAUGCCGUCAUUUAAAUUUUGGUACUGACUAUUACUUCUGUAACAAAUGUAAUGUAAGAUUCCACAAAGAAUGCGUUCAAUCUCCACCUAAAAUCAAACACCCUUACCAUCCUGAGCAUUCUCUCCAACUUUCUUUUUGUCCUCCUAAUAACGCUCGCUAUUUCGAGGGUUUCUGUUGCCGGAGAAGAGCUAGUUGGUUGUUUUAUCAUUGUACUACAUGUCAGGCUUUUAUCCAUCCAACAUGUGCUAUGAAGCCAAUAUUAUUUGUUGUAGACCCACCAAAAAAACAUAAUCAUCCACUCACCUUUUUUCCGAGACAAACAAGCUUAACUUGCAACGUUUGUGGUUUGUUGAGAAAAACUAACCCCACCUACGUUUGUGUUAGAUGCAACUUUGUAGCUCAUAAUAUUUGUAUGUAUUUCCCACGAAUCAUGAAGAUGUCACGUCACCACCAUCGUAUCUCCUACAUUCCUUCUGCUCCAUCCAGAGAUUGGUUUUGCGGAGUUUGUCGUCAAAAUGUUAACGGUGGUUACGGUGCAUAUACUUGUGAAAAAUGUAAUGAUUAUGUUGUUCAUUCAAUUUGUGCUACUGGGAAGGAUGUGUGGGAUGGAAAAGAACUUGAAUGUGUCUUAGAAGAAGAUGACAUAACACAAGAUGAUGGGUCUUUCGAGAUGAUAUCAGAAGGAGUUAUACUUUACUUUCUUCAUGACCAUCAUCUCUGACUCGAGGUCAGCAUAUGUUAUGACGAAAAAAAGCUUUGG